AUGCCAAUAGAGAAACGGAAGUCGCAUUCUACAUAUUACCAUGCUUCCCUUGCUCAGAACAUCGCUAAGAACAGUUUUGUUGUUAUGCCUUGCUCUUGUGUUAUAAGGUCUAUAUUUGUUGAGGUCGUUCUUACGAUAGCUCUACAGCGUCGUAUCAAAGAUGCUAAACGUCGUGCCGAACUUGAGCUAGAUAAAUCCUAAUACCGUCUAGAAGAGGCCUAGCGUGAGUUGUCCGAAAAGCUUGCACGGCUCCGGCGUCUUCGUCAGCAGAAGGAGUUUUUAGUAGAGAAAGGUGCCGAUAUGGUGGCGCGUGGUCUGUCGACCUUAGACAAGUUAGAGGAGGUUAAGUAGCAAGAGACGCCUACUAUACCCUCGUCAUAGAUUAAUGAUGCCGUCGAUGCU
Messenger RNA from Thermothelomyces thermophilus ATCC 42464, 402 nucleotides. RefSeq lists its product as uncharacterized. NCBI's taxonomy places the organism in Eukaryota, Fungi, Ascomycota, Sordariomycetes, Sordariales, Chaetomiaceae. The record is from RefSeq and is a predicted model, not a curated record. The transcript is spliced from 3 exons. Bases 1 to 201 code for a protein of 66 amino acids.